This is a messenger RNA of Cuscuta epithymum, 1207 nucleotides long. The record is from the annotation of a GenBank genome assembly. Lineage: Eukaryota; Viridiplantae; Streptophyta; Magnoliopsida; Solanales; Convolvulaceae.
AGAUCUUCUUAUAGUUUGAAUCAGUAUCUGGACGGGAUCAUCCCGAUCCCACCCUACUAGUCACACGGUCGUAUAGCUAACAGCCAAACAUAUCGCUAGUUACAGAGAGAGGCUCAUCGACUGAUCGUCUGUGAUCGACAUUCUACAUCCUCAGCCUCCGCCCUUCGCUUGGACUCCUGCCCCUUCUCUGACUUUUAUCUUACGCCUUCGCCCUCCGCCUUUCCGAUCAUACUCAAACAACUGUAGCAGAAUAACAGCUUCGAUCAGAGGUUUCCAUGGCUCCCAUUGCUCCCAGAUCUGGAGAUGCCAUUUUCGCCAAUGUAGAACGAGUGAAUGCAGAGCUCUUUACUCUAACGUACGGCGCGAUUGUGCGCCAACUGAUCAUCGAUCUGGAGGAGGUUGAUGAAGUCAACAAGCAGCUUGAUCAAAUGGGGUACAACAUUGGAGUUAGGCUUAUUGAUGAGUUUCUUGCAAAGUCCAACGUAUCUAGAUGUGUGGAUUUCAAGGAAACUGCUGAAGUCAUUGCGAAGGUUGGUUUGAAAAUGUUCUUAGGUAUUACAGCGUCCGUGACCAAUUGGGAUGCCGAGGGAACAACAUGCAGUCUUAUUCUAGAGGACAACCCACUGGUGGACUUUGUUGAGCUUCCUGAUACUUGUCAAGGUCUUUACUAUUGCAAUAUCUUAAGUGGAGUUGUUAGAGGUGCACUUGAGAUGGUGUCAAUGAAAACUGAGGUCACUUGGAUCCGUGACAUGCUUCGAGGGGAUGAUGUGUUCGAGUUACAGUUGAAGUUGAUUAAGCAGGUUCCUGAGGAGUACCCUUAUAAGGAUGAUGAGUAGCGUGCUUAAUUUAUGCUCAGUAAUAUGUGUAUGCAACUUAUCAAGUUCUGUGAUUGUCCUCCAAGUAGUGCGGCAUUGCACUUUACUUUUAACCCUAAUCAGUGAUCUUACCUGCCCGAUCUUCUCAGUUUCUCAAAUAUCCGUGUAUGUGGACUCACUGAGUCACUGUUGCACAUUGUUACGAAGUUUGUAUUCCAUUAGAUGUAAAAAGCGGGUGAGAUUAUUCGUUAUGAUUUACUCCGUAUUAUGCAGCAGACAACGUGAAAAUCGGGACACUGCUGCAGACAUUUAUUAAUGGAAACUAGGAAUUCUACCAUGCCUUGUGAUGCCUUCCCGUUUUUUAUUUGUUUAAGUUUAGUUAUUGUGUCGAC